This is a messenger RNA of Pectinophora gossypiella (pink bollworm), 1357 nucleotides long. It is a transcript of the gene Timp, whose product is annotated as tissue inhibitor of metalloproteinase. Gene Ontology annotation, biological process: negative regulation of membrane protein ectodomain proteolysis; negative regulation of endopeptidase activity. The record is from RefSeq and is a predicted model, not a curated record. NCBI's taxonomy places the organism in Eukaryota, Metazoa, Arthropoda, Insecta, Lepidoptera, Gelechiidae. Gene Ontology annotation, molecular function: metalloendopeptidase inhibitor activity; protease binding. The coding region runs from base 265 to 867 and encodes 200 amino acids. Gene Ontology annotation, cellular component: extracellular matrix. The transcript has 8 exons.
GCAAAACGUUCAGUCUCUGAUUGGCCGCUACGGGGAACGCGUGUCGCUUACUAUAACAAGCCGGCAUUGCGCGAGAGUACAUACGAUAAACAACUGUUGAUUGACACUAAAACAAUAUUCUGAACCGUGAAUAAGACUUGGACUAGUGCGACGGCUGCAGUGUAUGUGCUCCAUUGGAUGACAUUGCCUGUAAAGCCGAAAUUUCUUCGAGUACAGGUACCCGCAUUAAAAUCCCGAUUCUUCAUUAAUGACGAAUAGAGAAGCAUGUUGACACGGUGGCUAGUGUUGACGCUGGUGGCGGCGAGCUGGCGCGCCGCGGACGCCUGCUCCUGUCAACUACAACACCCACAGACGCACUUUUGUAACAGUGACUUUGUAAUCGUGGGCAGAGUACAAAAACUGUUCAGAGGGAACGAAUUCUACGACUCAUACAAAGUGAAAAUCCGAAAUAUUUUCAAGGCGACUCCUAAAGCGGCGGUGGCGCUCAAGUCGGGUCGUAUCUUGACUCCGUCACAGGACUCUCUGUGCGGGGUGAACCUCCAGCCGAGAGAGACUUACGUCAUCACAGGCAUUGUAAUACACUUACAAGCGCACAUGGGUUUGUGCGGGUACGUGAGUAAGUGGCGGGAAGUAACGCCGCGGCAACGGAAAGGCUUCCGGAUGCUCUACAAACAGGGUUGCACGUGCAAAGUUCAUAUUACGCGCAAACGCACGAAAUCACCAAACACGUGUGUCACGAACUACGAUGACUGCUACGAGAGGCACGGUAUCUGUCUACACGACCGCAAGCGACGGUGCCGCUGGACCAGAGCCCCAGCUCUCACGAGGUGCCUGCAAGGACACCGCUACAAUAUGACUCUAACUUGAUUCCUCCGGCUCGACUCCCAAGUAAACGCUUCUCGUACCAUUUGUAUAUCUCGUUGUACCAUCAUGGAAUACUACAAAAGGAUUCUCAUCUACUAAUAACAUAUACAAAUUUCACGGCAACUACGUAGUAAUUAAGUCAAAAGCCGUUCUAACAUUGCGAAGGCCCAAAUCAAACCAUUCUAACAUAACGAAGGCAUUCAAUACACGUAGAAUUAGUCAACUUGUAUUGUUUGAAGGAAGACAAAAUGUAGAUGUUUAAUAAAAUUCAUGCAAUGACGAAUUUAGUUAGACUUUGCCAUAAAGUAUUUUUUGUUAUUUUGUACCUGUUUUCCUUCGGACGAUCCUAAAUUGUUGUUGUCUUGUAGACGAAAGUAAUUUUAACGUUAUUUUUAUAUUAUUUAUUUUUAAGUUAAUUAUUGUAAAUUAACAAAUUAUAGUGAUAUUUUUACGUUAGGUUUAAAGAAAAAAAUAAAGGAAAAUUUAUUAAAAA